CUCGACGCCAAAGAUUGUGCUCAACGACGACAUGAAACCUCUCCCUCCUCCUCCUCCCCGAUUCCAAUUGAACUUUGGCCCUCCCUCCUCCACCACAACCACAAUGUCGGAUGAGACCCCGCCGCCGAGCUACGAGCGCGAUAACAGUCGCAGCCCCAAGGCGCACGUUGAGGGGCACGGGGCCGGCAAGCCCUACAAGCCGCACGAUGUCAUCACCGAGACGACCCAGGCGGCUAUUGUCAGUUUCGUCGCGGCGUCCUUCCUCGCCGGCCUGAAGAACUCCUUUUCGAAGCAGAACCUCGGCGUAACAGGUGUUCUCACGGCCCAGGCGCCCAUUCUGGGGUUAGUCACUGCCGCGCCCACGACGUACAUGUUCGUACGCGGCGCGACCAACAACCUCAUCGGACGUGAGGAUGCGUGGGGAUCUACGGCCGGUGGUUUCGCUGCCGGAGCCAUCCUCGGCCUACCAUCAAAACGCAUGCCUGUCGUUUUGGGCCUGGGCGCCGCCGUCGGUCUCUCCCAGGGCUUGUUCACCCUGUUCGGUGACCGUCUUGGCUCCUUCAAGGAGGAGAACGACGAGUUCGAGCGCAAAGAGACCAUCAGGCGGACGACGCGUAUCCCGGUGGAGCAGACCAUCCGGGAGGUCGGUGAGGGGCGAGGAAUCCGCGGCCCUGGCUACGAGGAGCGCAGGCGAGAGCGCCUCAAGGAGAAGUUCGGCGUCGAGAUCAACCCAGUCCGCGCCACCGUCGACGGCAGCGAGUAGAGACUUCCUCCGAUCCGCUCGAUCUGUACAUACCUACUACUUUCCCAUUGUGUUGUUGGGGCGACAAGAAUUCUAUACCAAGAAUCGGAGUUUUCUGUUUUUUUGUUCAGCCCCGUGUGCUUUGCUCGGCUUUUGUGUGCACAAUGUGCAACAGAGCAGCAAUAGCCGCGUCGAUCUGAAAGGCUUGUGUAGUUCAUCAAUCAAUUGCAAAUCAAUGCC
This is a messenger RNA of Emericellopsis atlantica, 982 nucleotides long. RefSeq names its product NADH:ubiquinone oxidoreductase 21.3kD subunit 21.3b. The record is from RefSeq and is a predicted model, not a curated record. The transcript is spliced from 5 exons. Lineage: Eukaryota; Fungi; Ascomycota; Sordariomycetes; Hypocreales; Bionectriaceae. The coding region runs from base 32 to 763 and encodes 243 amino acids. Gene Ontology annotation, biological process: mitochondrial respiratory chain complex I assembly.